Eutrema salsugineum is the source of this 6682-nucleotide messenger RNA. Its product is annotated as kinesin-like protein KIN-12C. Gene Ontology annotation, biological process: microtubule-based movement. The record is from RefSeq and is a predicted model, not a curated record. Bases 1 to 6357 code for a protein of 2118 amino acids. NCBI's taxonomy places the organism in Eukaryota, Viridiplantae, Streptophyta, Magnoliopsida, Brassicales, Brassicaceae. The transcript has 34 exons. Gene Ontology annotation, molecular function: microtubule motor activity; ATP binding; microtubule binding.
AUGGCCCGAAAUGUUCCGAGAAUCGAGAUGCCGGAAUCUGAAGAGAACGAGUUCGCGAGAUUGUCUCUGUUUUCGCCAUCAAGAGCUCCUCUGAAUUCAAUACCGGAUCCAAGUCAACUGCAGAAGGCGAAUCACCUAUCCGAUCUCGAUUUGGGUCAGAAAUUGGAAGGUACAAGAACGCAGCACCAUCGAACACUGGGUUCGGAGAAGAGAUUCGAUGUUUUGGAAGGUAGAGCUGGAAAUUCGAGUGGUGUGCAUGAUUCAAACCCUAAGAUUGUUACUCGUAGUGUAAAAUCUCGGUCGGAGCCAAACUCUGCACAGAGUACGCCGACUAGGAACGGUGCUAGGGUUUCACUUGGUGGGGGUUGUGUUACCGGCGCGAGAGUUGUUCAGUCUUUCGGUGGACGAGGAACGAGCUCGUUCUCGAGGAUCCCAAGGGGAAUCUCUAUGGCUGAUUCUGUUACAUUUGCGGAAACAACUCCACAUUUUGAGCUCAAUGAAGAUCAUUCGUUUUGGAAAGAGCAUAAUGUGCAGGUUUUGAUAAGGCUGAGACCAUUAAGUACAAUGGAAAGGGCAACUCAAGGAUAUGGGAAAUGUUUAAAGCAGGAGAGUCCACAAACAUUGGUCUGGUUAGGCCAUCCAGAGACCAGAUUCACCUUUGACCAUGUUGCAAGUGAGACAAUAUCUCAGGAAAAACUAUUUCGCGUUGCUGGACUGCCCAUGGUGGAGAAUUGCUUGUCUGGUUACAAUAGCUGUGUGUUCGCCUACGGUCAGACUGGUAGUGGCAAGACGUAUACUAUGAUGGGAGAGAUAUCUGAGGCAGAGGGAAGCCUCGGUGAAGACUGCGGAGUUACUGCUCGUAUUUUUGAAUAUCUGUUCUCAAGAAUUAAAAUGGAAGAAGAGGGAAGGAGAGAUGAAAAACUGAUAUUCAGUUGCAAAUGUUCUUUCCUAGAGAUAUAUAACGAGCAGAUUACCGACCUCUUGGAGCCAUCAUCAACCAAUUUGCAACUCAGAGAAGACUCGGGAAAAGGAGUAUAUGUUGAAAAUCUUGUAGAAUAUAAUGUGAGAACUGUUAAUGACGUUCUUAAGCUUCUACUACAGGGAGCAGCAAACCGGAAGAUUGCAGCAACCCGGAUGAACAGUGAAAGCAGCAGAUCCCACAGUGUUUUCACGUGUACGAUCGAGAGCCUCUGGGAGAGAGAUUCGCUAACCCAUUCAAGAUUUGCCAGACUAAAUUUGGUUGAUUUGGCUGGUUCUGAAAGGCAGAAAAGCUCAGGUGCGGAAGGGGAUCGCCUAAAAGAAGCAGCAAACAUUAACAAAUCCUUAUCCACUUUGGGCUUAGUGAUAAUGUCUCUGGUGGAUUUGGCACAUGGGAAACAUAGACAUGUUCCGUAUAGAGAUUCGCGACUUACCUUUUUACUGCAGGAUUCUCUAGGGGGUAAUUCUAAAACAAUGAUAAUAGCCAACGUCAGCCCAUCUCUUUGCUCUACAAACGAAACCCUCAGCACUCUGAAGUUCGCACAACGGGCCAAACUAAUCCAGAAUAAUGCUAAAGUCAAUGAAGAUGCCUCUGGGGAUGUUACAGCACUCCAACAGGAAAUAAAAAAGUUAAAGGUCCAACUGUCCUCCCUUACGAAGAACCAUAACUCUUUUGGGGCUCUUUCAGACUGCAUAGCUUCUCUGGAAGAAUCCAGAUACUCUGGUACAUGUGAAGUGUCAAAAGAAACAAAAGAAGAUAAGUGCCACUGGCAGGUGCACAACUCACUGAGAAAGAAGGUGAAAACUAUGAAAGAUAUUUUGGUUGGUGCUCUCAGAAGAGAAAAGAUUGCCGAAACUGCCCUUCAAAAGUCCGAGGCUGAAAUUGAGCGUAUAGACAACUUGGUUAGAGAAAUGGAAGAAGAUGCCAAGUGCAUUAAAAUAAUGCUUAAUCUUCGGGAAGAGAAAGUUGGAGAGAUGGAACUCUCUACGUCUGGUUCGUUGAUGACAAAAGAAUGUCUCAUUGAAGAAAAUAAAUCUCUAAAAGGAGAGAUCAAGCUUCUUCGGGCAAGCAUUGACAAGAAUCCAGAAUUGACACGUUCGGCCUUGGAGAACACCAAACUCCGGGAGCAGCUACAACGAUACCAGAAGUUUUAUGAGCGUGGGGAACGAGAGGCAUUGCUUGCUGAGGUGACGGGACUACGCGACCAGCUGGUUGAUGUUCUUGAAGCAAAAGAUGAGUCCUUUUCUAAACACGAGAUCGAAGUGGAAGAGGAGUUGGAAGACUGCAGAAGCAUGAACUCUAGUUUGAUCAGAGAACUAGAUGAAAUACAAGCAGGACUUGGAAGAUACUUGAGAUUCGACCAAACACAAUCCGAGUUUGUUACAUCUUCCACCAGUGGAGCUGAGCAGGUUAAUCAAGCACAUAAAUAUACAAUGGCAGAAACAAUGUCAACUAUAAGUGAAACCCGAGAGGAGGGGGCUUUUUCGGAGAGUAAAAAUUGCAGUAAUAUCAGUGAUGAAUCAGGCAAUCUUGAUGUGCUUGAGGAGAAUGAUAGAUCCAUGAAACGGCUGACCAAGAAAAGUUGUAUGGAAAGAGAAGCCCUUCCUAGGUUAGAAGGUUAUGACAUGGAGUUAAGUGGCAUGGUCAAUAACACAGAUGCUGUAAUGAAGACUGAUGAGGGGGUGGACCACUCAAUUCUGCAGUUAAAGUUGGGGAAAGUAAUUAAGGACCUCGAGGAGGCCAGAACACUCAAUUGUCAAUAUGAAAAAGAGCAUAAGUCUCAGUUAUCUCAGCAACAAGAUAUUAUAGUAGUCCGUGAGCAAGUUGAGACAGAAACUGCCAGAACAAUUCUUGAGCUGCAGGAAGAGGUGAUUGCUAUCCAGUCUGAAUUCCAAAGAAGAAUCUGUAACUUGACCGAAGAAAAUCAAUUGAUGAAAGAUACUAUAACUGCUAGAGAGGCAGAAAUAAGGGCAAUUAACCAAGACUGGGAAAAGGCCACCUUAGAACUAACAAAUUUCAUUGUGGAUGGGUCGAAAUCCAUCAAAGAUGCCUCUACACAGAUUGAAAGUGUAAUCUGUUCAUUUCCACAUGUGAAUGCGUGGAUUGGUGAUUAUGUUGAGAAGGCUGCAAAAGAUUGUAUAAGAAAGGAAGAAACAAUUUUACUCCUACAGAAAAGCUUGGAGGAUGCACGGAUAUUGUUAGCAGAGAUGGAUUUGAAGCUGAAUUCCUUAAAGGGCGCAACAAUUGCUCUCAACAAAUUUCAACUGGAUGCCAAUGCUGCAACCACUGAAGAGACUUUCCGCGUGAACACUGAAAUAGACAGGAUGAGUAAUGAGGUAGACACGCUUGAAAGUGACUUAAAAGAAAAGCAGUAUUCUAUUCUGGAAGAAAAACGACUUGCCGAGGCUGCCUUUGCUGUUACAAAAUGGCUAUCUGAUUCAGGAAAUCAACAUCAAACGCUGGAAAAAACAAGUUCAAUCUUUGCUUCUCCUAGUUCUAAAGGGAAUGCUGAUAUAAGUGUGUCAAAGGAUGGAUAUUUAAGUGAAGCAACAUAUCCGACGGGUGAUGAGCUUUCAACAUCAAGCUCCAGCUUUUCAAACUGCAGAUGGCAACAUGAUUGUGCAUUGACCGCAAAGGGUCAAGGAGUUUCAGGUUCUGGAGCUGGCGCCCAGGAAAUUCAUAACAAGCCUACAUCAGGAGUUUUGAUUUCUACGAAUGGUUCUAUACAUUGUGUGAACUGUGGAGAGGGGAAGCAGUCAGUAGAGAGGCCAUUAACGGUAACAAUGGAGAGAGCAGAAACCGAUUGCAAAUGCAGCAACCCGAGAGUGGAUCCUGUGAGUAGUUUCUUCGAUCUAUUUGAGGCCGUUAAUGCUACCAUGAAAGAAGCCAAUCUCUCACUAUGUGAUUUAGUAAAUGCCAAUGAAAAGUCAAAACAUGUAGCUGGAAUGUGGCGUCAAACGCAUGAAGAGCUAACGGUUAAGGAGAAAAAUCUGACGGAUGAUCUUAAACAGGUCAAGUCUACACUAUCGGCAACUGAACAAGAAAAUAAAGUCCUGCUAAAUCAAACACAAUCGAAUUUGGCGGACAUGGCAAAGUCAGUGUCUUUGCUUGAAGAAUAUCUUCUGGAAACGAAAAGAGAAGUAGGAGAAACGUUAGAAGCUUUCUUUUCCGAUGUUCUUUUAGCUAAGAAAGAGCUACUUCAUUUGAUUUGCAACUCAAGGACGUCACUUGAACAGAUCGUAUCUGAAAACAUGGAGAGAGAGUUCACCAUGUACGCAACAUAUCAAUGCCACAUUGGGAAACUGAUUGAUCAAAUUUUGGAUCAGAGAAAACAGGUUAUCACUCCCCACUUUGCAGGGCAAGAAAACCAACAGUCAAUGGAAAUUAAUGCUAUUGGGUAUAGUGCUGAAGAUGAAGUCACUGGAAAGCUAAAUAGAGUUCACAGAGAAGACGUGGUCGCAGGUUUAGAAAAUGAAGAAAUUGUUCAGUCACAUGAAAGCCUGUUAUAUGAGAACUUUUAUCUGAAAAUGGAGCUGGAGAGAAAAGAAGCUUUGUUUGAAGGUUUGCUUUUUGAUUUUAGGCUACUUCAGGAAUCAGCAUCAAACAAAAGAGAUAUCAAAGAUGAAAUGGAUGAGCUGUUUAACGCGUUAUGCAAAGUUCAGCAAGAGCUGGAGCAGAAAGCAAGUCAAGUUCAAGAUCUUUUUGUGCAUAACGAGAAUCUUGAAAAUUGCUCCAAUGACUUGAAAACGGCUUUGUUUACGUCAAAGGCAGAUCUAGAGCAGGCCAAAGAGAGGAUACAAAUUCUUGCGGAGCAAAAUGAUGAGUUAAGCGUCCUCGUCAGAGACCUCUGUAUGGAAAAGGUUGCAGCUGAAAAGGGAUUGAAGGAACAAAAAGAGCUUGUCAAAAGGUUCGAAAAAGAAAUCCUUUACUUAACUACUACAGCAGAAAAGCAGUUGCUUUCUGGGGUCAAAUCCGUCGAAGAAAACUUGAAAAAGACCAGUGAGGAGAAAGAUCAACUUGUUGAGGAAAUAUGUUCGUUGAAUGAUAAGCUUGAGUUGGCGUAUGCUAUAGCUGAUGAAAAAGAAGCAAUUGCCGUAAAGGCUCGUCAGGAAUCGGAAGCAAGUAAACUAUAUGCUGAACAAAAGGAAGAGGAGGUCAAGAUUCUAGAAGUUUCUGUCGAGGAACUUGAGCGUACUGUAAAUAUAUUAGAAAGACGGGUGUAUGAUAUGGAUGAAGAAGUGAAAAGGCAUCGCACCACUCAAGAUUCACUAGAGACAGAGCUCCAAGCUCUCAAGCAGAGAUUGUUUAGAUUUGAAAGCUUCGCUGGCACUGUGGACACAACCAAUAAAGGCACAGAGGAAUAUGAGAGUCAAAUAUCCAAGUCAAAAGAGCUGCUAGGCGCGCAUCGUCAGAUACUAGUCCUCCAGAAGGAAGUAGCAGAACAAACGAAAGAGAUUGAACAGCUAAAAGAGUACAUCUCCGAAAUUUUACUGCAUUCUGAGGCCCAAGCAUCUGCUUACCAAGAGAAGUAUAAGACUCUGGAGGUCAUGAUUCGAGACUUCAAAUUUGAGGACUCAAGUUCGUCAGUUCCAGAGACCAUAUCACAUAAAAUUGAGAAAAGCUCGGUAAGGAGCAGAGGUUCAAGUUCACCCUUUAAAUGUAUAGUUGGGUUGGUACAACAGAUGAAAGUGGAGAAGGAUCAGGAAUUGACCAUGGCAAGGGUUCGUGUUGAAGAAUUGGAGUCACUGCUAGGUGCUAAACAGAAAGAGGUUUGUGCAUUGAACACGAGGAUAGCUGCAGCUGAUAGCAUGACUCAUGAUGUUAUUCGGGAUUUACUUGGUGUGAAAAUGGAUAUUACUAGCUAUGCUGAGUUGAUUGACCAGCAGCAAGUCCAAAGAGUGGUUGAAGAGGCUAAGCAACAUGUUGAAGAGAUCAUGUCCAAAGACCAAGAAAUCAUCAACCUGAAGAGACAUAUUGAUGCUCUUGUUAAGGAAAGAGAGAGUUGCGUGUCAGAGUUGAACAAGAAAGAUACAGAUGUUCUUACGACACAGAUAUCAUUGGACCAACUACAAGAGAGAGUUCAAUUGCUUUCUAUGCAAAAUGAAAUGUUGAAGAAUGACAAGAGCAAUUUACUGAGGAGGUUAGCUGAACUUGAACGAACUAUCAAUGAUACACGGGUCAGUAACCAACAUGUUCCACAUACAAAAAAGGAUACAGUAUCAUUUAAACUUGCUGAUACUGAUUAUACCAAGAGACUGGAAAAUGCUCAGAAGCUUCUUUCUCAUGCUAAUAAUGAAUUGGCAAAAUAUCGCAAAACCAGCAAUAAUCAUCCAUCUACAAAAACUCAAGGACAGAGCUCUGGUAUAAGAUACCGGUAAGAGCUUUUCUCAAGGCUUCUCUCUUCUCCUCGGCUUGUGACAACCCGUCUUUAUACCAGGAAUCGAGUAUAUAUUGCACACGAGUCCUAUAUAUGAAGCUAGUUCAAGAAGAUAAAUAAGGUACAAGUUCUGCAAAUUGUGGCUAAACAAAUCAGAUUUUAGAGAAGAAAAGAGUGAAUUUUCACCCAAACUGUUCUGCGUUAUUUGGCUUGAUCGUUCACACACUCAUGACCACAAGUCCCACGUCCAGUAGCUUGAUGGAAUUACGUUUUAGGGAUGUUUUUGUGUUUAAGUUGAAAAUUGUUGUGUAUAAGUUGUUGUAAUU